Molecule: messenger RNA, 3321 nt
Organism: Coregonus sp. 'balchen'
Lineage: Eukaryota; Metazoa; Chordata; Actinopteri; Salmoniformes; Salmonidae
Source: the annotation of a GenBank genome assembly
UCUAGUAAACACCUGCUUUACUCUGUGUAAGUAGUUUUUGCAUGUUAAAUGCUGUUUAAAUGUAUGUUUAAAAUGAUAUUUAUGAUCAAUAACAUUUUAGGUCUAGAUUUCAACAGGAUGUUAGGAACAUCAGUGCCAGAGAUGUCCUCUCCUUACAAGACUUUACAUGAUAGCUAUGUUCCCAACCGAAGUGUAAGAAUUGCUUGUCAAGCAUUUUGUCAAACUUUUCAGUAGAAGCUCAUCUGAAGUAUGUUCUAACUUCUGUUUACAUUUAUAUUGAAAUAUAUUUAUUCUGUCCUCAUUUUUCAUAAACAUCACACUUGGUUGUGUCUGUGUUCUCAGAGCUCAAAACAGCUUGUGUCUAUAGCUGUGGUAGUGGGAUGUUUGACUGCUUUGGGUGCACUGCUCUCCUUUUCUAUAUUGGACAAGUGCACAGAAGAAGAGCAUUUCCAAAAUGACAAGCUCUUCCAAGAAACAAGAACUGAUCAAAAUAACAUUUCUGAUGAGCAAAGCCGGUGAGCUUCAUGUACCCAUAUACGUUUAGCUUUAACACAAUUGACAAUGUAAAACAGUCAAAGUUUUGUCAAGGGAAGUGGUGCUUCGUUUCCAGUUUGUAAUCAUCCCCAAAGACUAGUAAUUAAGAGGUCCUGUUGUGAAUUCCUCAGAAUUAUCCUUGUGGAGAGCAUUCCCCUGUAUAUGAAAUAUGACGACAAUGCAACCUUUGGGACCCCAGUGGACAAGGCCUGGAGAGAUCUCCUGUCCAUGGCAACCAACCAAGUCGAUGUGGCUUCCUUCUACUGGACUCUUACCGGUGAUGACAUCAAUAUGAACUCUUCCACUGACUUACCUGUGAGUUCUAAAAAAGCCAUUGUAGGAAAAUUAAUCCCUGUGAAUUUGCCUGCACUUUAUCUACUGUCAUCAUCAACAGGGAAAGGACAUGCUGGAGCAGCUUGGAGCUUUGCCUUCCAGAAACGUAUCAGUGAGGGUUGUGACGAGUAUUCCCUCUAUGCUGACAAACUCCACAGAUCUACAGGUUCUGAGACAGAAAGGUCUGAAAACACCCCUUAAAUCAGUGUUUCCCAACCCUGGUCCUCCAGUAGCCCCUACAGUACACAUUUUUAUUGUAACGCUGGACAAGCACACCUGAUUCAACUUGUCAACUAAUUAUCAAGCCCUCAAUGAGUUGAAUGAGGUGUGUUUGUCCAGAGCUACAAUGACAAUGUGUACUGUUGGGGGUACCAGAGGACCAGGGUUGGGUAACACUACCUUGAAUGACAAUCAGGUUACUUUGUAUAUUAUCCUACUGUAUUUUAAUCUUUAAAUGUAAUUUAAUUGGUUUUCUGUAGGAGUCCAAGUAAGAAAGGUGCACUUUGGGCGUUUGACUGGGGGUGUACUCCACAGCAAGUUCUGGAUUGUUGAUCGUAGACACAUAUUCCUAGGAAGUGCCAACAUGGAUUGGAGGGCUCUUACACAGGUAAAGGUCUAGUGAUGAUAUAAUACACUUACCAUUGAAUAAUCUCACUCGCUUUGCUCCUACAUGAGUCAUGACAGGUAACAAUGCACGAUCAUCUUAGGUUAAGGAACUGGGAGUGGUGAUCUACAACUGCUCCAGUCUGGCUGAAGACCUCCAUAAGAUCUUUGAGUCCUACUGGGUGAUGGGUCAUCACAACAGCUCCAUCCCAGACCCUUGGCCCUCCAAAUAUGACACUGCCAUCAACAAAGAGCAUCCCUUGCUGCUGAAGACUGAUAAUGUUUCAAGCAAAAUCUACAUUACAGUAAGUCCCUUCUGUUUCACUUCCCCAUUCUGUGCUUUCAGAGGGCCUGGACCAUAAAACCAGUCGCAUCUGAAUAAACCCUGAGAGAAUUAAAGAGCGUGUCCAUUGUCCAACACAUAACAGGUUGAAUGGAGAUUUCUUUCUCAUCUAAUGACCAUCUCAUCACAGUUCUACUCAUCACAGCCCUCUCUUUCUUCCCAUGCCAUGUCUGUCCUCUGUCUCUCCCAGGGUUCUCCUCCCUCUUUCUGCCCGACCUCUCGGACUCAGGAUCUGAAUGCCAUCCUCUCAGUGAUCUCAGGGGCGCAGCACUUCAUUGAUGUGGCAGUCAUGGAGUAUUUUCCCACAACACGCUUCAUACACCCUCAAAGGUGAACCUACUGUCCUACCAGGCUCAUAGCCUUUUUCAAUACGCCCUUGAGUUUUACUUACAACUCUACCUUCUUGUUUUGUUAGAUUCAUUUAAUCUACCUCUAAUAUAUCCUUUAGGUACUGGCCGGCCAUUGAUGAUGCAUUAAAGAGGGCUGCUUUUGAGCGGAAUGUUAAGGUCCGUCUGCUGGUCAGCUGUGGACGUGAUUCUGAUCCAGCCAUGCUGCCUUUCCUUCAGUCUCUAGCCUCCCUGAAUUACCCUGCCCAGAACAUCAGCAUUCAAGUGGUAGGAAGACACAUAUAGCCUACUGGUAUUAUUAUUCAACCAUGUGGUUGUCUUCCUUUCUGUACUGUAAUGCCAGAUGGUCCCCUUUUUCAGAAACUGUCCAUUGUGCCAGUAGGGAACCAGUCGGAGAUUCCCCACUCCAGAGUAAACCAUAAUAAAUACAUGGUGACUGAUAAAGUAGCAUAUAUUGGUAAGUGUUAGACAGCUGUAUCAACAUGGCCUACAGUAGACUUUUCAGAAAAUAGUUUAAUAUGAUGCUACUUUAUUGUGAACAGACACAGUUGUAUAUAUGAAGGCAUUAUAGGUAAUGAACAACCUGAAUUCCCAAUCCUUCUGCCCCUCAGGGACGUCUAACUGGUCAGCUGACUACUUCAACACCACAGCUGGAGUGGGGCUGGUGGUUUCCCAACACACACCAAACUGGCCCUGGGGGACCCAGGCUCUGCAGGGGCAGCUCAGAGCAGUGUUUGACAGGGACUGGCACUCUCAGUUUACUGUAUGUUUUGCUGACUUGGGCCAUCACCUUGACUGUGCACUCUCAAAAGGAUAGGCGCUCUGACUACCAUCCAUACACUUAGCUAUAACAAUGUUUACUUUAGACAAGUAUGGCUUAGGGAAAUAACAGUAAGCCUGUUGGACUGCUUUUUCUAGCCUUGGGUUGUUUCUAUAAGGGACGUUGCAACUGAACACACCAUUUGCAUCAUCAUUUGUUUGUUAGCUACUUGUUACCUUUUCUUCCUAUUGAACAUUUACUUUAGGAAUGUUUCAUUUCACUGUAUUACCUUUCGCAAGCCGACAAAUGCCGUUUCGUGAUGUACUUGAUUGCUCAUUAUUUUUGCUACAAAAUGAUUUAUUAUACAAGUUAAUUAAUUUGAAAUAAAGGCAGCAAAAGGC